UCAACACACACACACACACACACACACACACACACACACACACACACACACACACACACACACACACACACACACACACACACACACACACACACACACACACACACACACACCUCUGUAGCUCCAUGCGCUAAGAGUCUGGGUCCACUUGAGCCGAACCUCCAGCUGUACUGGAACCACCUGAUCCGGGUCUCACACUCCGGCUUUAGUUUUCUCUCCGACCGGAACCGAGACUUUCUGUCCCGUCCGAGCAGCAGCGUGCGGGACAUGCGGGGGUUCGUGGCUCUGUUGGCGGGGUUCUCGGUGCUCUCGGGCGGACUGAGGAGCUCCGAGGCUUCGGGGGAGACGCAGGCGGGUCGGACCACCUGCCCGGACCGCUGCCGGUGUGAGGAGGACGGGCUGCUGCACCGGGUGGACUGUUCGGAUCUGGGACUCAGAACGGUACCGGGCAACCUGAGCGUGUUCACAUCCUACCUCGAUCUCAGUAUGAAUAAUCUGACCCAGAUGUCCAGCGGAGUUUUGUUCAACCUGCACUUCCUGGAGGAGCUGCGAUUGGCUGGAAAUGAUCUGUCCUUCAUCCCCAGAGGAGCCUUCGCUGGUCUCCACAGCCUGAAAGUCCUGAUGCUGCAGAAUAACCAGCUGGAGUCGGUUCCUGCUGAAGCCUUCAACAACCUCCACAACCUGCAGUCACUGCGUCUGGAUGCUAAUCGCAUCUCUGGAGUUCCACCUGGAUGUUUCUCCGGUCUACGCUCACUUCGUCACCUCUGGUUGGACGACAACUCUCUGAAGGAGGUUCCGGUGGAGGCUCUGAGAGAUCUGCCAACCCUGCAAGCCAUGACGCUCGCCCUGAACCACAUCAGCCAUGUUCCAGACCAUGCGUUCAGCAAGCUGGGCCGCCUGGUGGUUCUGCAUUUGAACAUCAAUAGGAUCGUUACCAUGGGAACCAGCUGCUUCCACGGACUCCGGAGUCUGGAGACGCUAGAUUUGAACCACAACAACCUGGUGGAGUUUCCCACGGCCAUCCGCUCCCUCAGCCACCUCAAGGAGCUUGGUUUCCAUAGCAACAACAUCCAGUCUAUUCCAGAGCACGCCUUCACUGGGAACCCGUCACUGAUCUCCAUAUUCUUUUACAAUAAUCCGAUUGAGUCUGUUGGACGCUCUGCUUUUCAGAACCUGCCAGAGCUCCGGACGCUAUCUCUGAACGGGGCAGCAAACCUCACAGAGUUUCCAGAUCUGACAGGAACCAAAAGUCUGGAGAGCUUAACCAUCACUGACGCCAGAAUCACGUCUCUGCCUUCUUCUAUGUGUGAUCAGCUUCCAAACCUGCAGCUGUUGGACCUCUCCCAUAAUCUGAUCCAGUCGCUCCCCAGCUUCUCCGGCUGCGAGAACAUCCAGAAGAUUGAUCUAAACCAUAACAAGAUAGAGGAACUGGAGGAGAACACCUUCACUGGUCUGAUGUCGCUUCACUCGCUAGAUUUAUCCUGGAACCGGUUGUUCUCUGUGAAGCAGAAGUCCUUCUCUGCUCUGCCCUCUCUCUCCAAACUUGACCUGUCGUCCAAUCAGCUGUCCUCUCUGCCUCUAACUGGUCUGGAGAGUUUAACUCACCUCCGAUUGGCCGGAAACGAUCAGCUGAUGGAGUCGUUACCCCGAGAAGACCUGCCGCGAGUCAGGCUGAUGGAGCUUCCUUACUACUUCCAGUGCUGCGCCUUCAUCUCAUGUGAGAGGAGAGGAGAAGGAGGAGGUCUGUGGUGGGAGCGGGAGGAGGCCUCACACCCAACUGGGAGAGAUUCCUCCAGUCCAGCGGACCAGGACUGGGAGGACUUCCUGCUGGAGUUUGAAGAUGAACCCAAACCUCAACGCUCGGUCCACUGCAGCCCAACUCCAGGACCGUUCCGUCCCUGCCUCCAUCUCCUCGGAAGCUGGAUGAUCAGAGGCGGAGUCUGGCUCAUCGCCGCCAUCUCGUUGGUCAGCAACAGCCUUGUGGUCCUGUCCGUCUUCCUUUCCCCACUCAGCUCAGUCACGCCCCCAAAGCUCCUGAUUGGUCUGCUGGCUCUCGUGAAUGGCCUGAUGGGAGUGUGGAGUGGCUGGUUGGCGGCGGUGGACGCCUGGACCUUCGGGAGCUUCUGGAGGUUCGGGGUGAAGUGGGACAGCAGCUUCCCGUGUCGACUCAGCGGCUUCCUGUGUCUGUUUGCGUCUCAGACUGGACUCUUCCUGCUGACGGCUGCAGCUCUGGAGCGGUGCCUUUGGUCCGGCGCCGCCGUGUGCAGCGACAGGCCUGAUGGGCGUUCCGGUUGCCUGUUAACGCCGCCGGCCGUCCGUCUCUCCAUCUGUAUCUGUUUCCUGCUCGGCGUUACCGUCUCACUGCCGCCGGUGAUUACCGGGAACACCAGCACCUCCUUCUGUCUGCCGCUGCCUUCCUCCGCCUCCUCCUCCCUGGCCUUCGCUGUCUCCCUGGUACUCAUUGACUCCCUGUGUUUCCUCAUCAUGACGCUCGCCUACAUUCGCCUGUACUGCCGCUCCAACAAAGCUCCGCCCACCUCAGACGAGGAAGUGGCGUUGACUCGGCACGUCGCCUGGCUGCUCUUCUCCGACUGCCUCCUCUACCUCCCCGUGGCCUCCCUCUCAUUCUCCUCCCUGCUGCGGCUCCCCGUGGCUGGGCCGGAGGUGGCGAAGGGAAUCCUGCUGCUGGUGGCGCCGCUUCCCGCCUGCAUCAACCCGCUGCUCUACCUGCUCUUCAACCCGCUGGCCAGGGAGGAGCUGGCAGCGCUGACCGCACACACCUGCACGGGCGUGGCCACAAAGAGACAAGGAGCAGCUGGAGGAGAGCAGCUGGAUCUGACAUGUGAUGAUGAUGAUGCAGAAAAGCAGUCAUGUGACUCCACUCAGGCGCUGGUGGUGUUCGGGGGAGGGCGAGAGGAAGAGGAGGGGGGAGGAAGAGGCAGCAGGAAGAUGAAAACAUCAGAGGCGUUUGAUGCUCUUCAGCACUGACACACCUGUCGGGUUUGGUGUUCUCACCUGGCAGGAACUUGGAUGUUGUCCUCCAUCAUCAUAAAACUGGAACCUGAUUGGCUGCCGUGAUGCUCCUGUUAGAAUCCAUUCAGACGGGUUCUGUGGGUCCGCCUGAGACCUGCUGUUCAUUAUUAGUAAAACUCAGACAGAACCUGGACUCGUGUCCAGCGUCCCACUGACUCUGCGAUGGACACCAUCCAGUCAGAAUCAGAGACUCGCUGUUUCCAUCCACCUGGCUCUGGAUUGUUAUUGGCUGUCUGAACCAUGGCUACACCUGAUUGGCUAUUCUUCAUUACAGGUGGAAACAAAGACCAGGUGAGUUUAUAAGACUGAUCCCAGGUCCGGUUAAACGACCACUAAACACUUUAGCUGGUCUAGAAUCGGAUCCUGAGGCGGUUCUGGGAUCUCUUAGGAGUCUCUGCAGAACUGAAGGAUGAGCGGAACCCUCGGCGCUGGGUGGGACCGGUUCCCUUUUUGACCCAGGUCAUGGGAACCAGACUGAUUAGGUGCUGCUGAUAUCCUGAAUCUGUGACAUUCAGCACUGAGGAGGUUCCGGAUCACAUCGAGAGUCUGUGGGGUUAGGGUGAGACCUCACGGCCCGCCCUGGCUCAGGUGCUGGAUAGCAUCAUGUAGAAGCACUGGUCGGGUCCAGCAGAUCGUCCAACAGAACCUCCUUCAGCAGCAGGACUUCAGCGGUCUCACGUGGUUCCGGACGACGUCUGGUCCACUCUUCGUGGCUUCCGAUCAAAGAGGUUUCUAGGAACUUGGUUUCACUCAGGUUCUGGUCUGGACUCUGACGGGACUAUUCCAGAACCAGGGUUCUGUUGUAGGUCUGGUGCUGUGUUUGACAGCAGCAGCUCAGGAGGUAGAGCGGGGUGUCCAGUUAUCAGAAGGUUGCAGGUUCCAUCCCAGCUCUGACCAGAGAGUGCUGCUGUUGUGUCCUUGGGCAAGACAGUCAGCUAGCCAGCUGGUGGUGGUCGGAGGGACGGGUGGCGCCGGCGCCCGGCAGCCUCGUCUCUGUCGGCGCGCCCCAGGGCAGCUGUAGCUACAUCGUAGCUCAUCACCACCAGCGUGUGAAUGACUGAUUGUGUUGCGAAGCGCCUUGGGGGGUCGUGAACUCUAAAAAGGGGCCGUAUAAAUACAGGAAGUAUCGUGGUUCUGGUUCAUGUCCCGAUUUGGACCAAGCUUGGUGGUCUCACAUUAGUCUUUGGCGUCCAGAGGAGGUUCUGGUGGACUGGAUGAGUCCUGCUGGGUCAGAACAAACAUCAGCCCUCCCCCUGCUGUGCAUCAUGGGUAAUGUAGUCAUUUUGCUCCUGAUCGUAGCAGCCGGGUCAGGGUGUAAACCCACAGAACCGAGGUUAGCAGCUGCAGAUGUGGUGACCCCGUCUGAAUGGAGCUAAAGUCGCCCCUAAAGUUAAAUCUGGUUUCAGGUCAAGUUAUGUAGAAAAAUCUGAAUGGAUUUUACGUUAGUUCACCUCUAGGGGGCGGUGGAGCCACUGUCAGGUGAGACACACCUGCAGGCCGACGGCAGCAGAUGUAGCAGCGGUUGGUGAAAGACAAGUUCACCACCAACUCGCCGCUUCAUCUGCUGUCUGUCGCAGCUUCAGCGCCGCUCUCCCGGUCUGCCCGGCGAUGUCGCUUUUAGAUCCCAACAGGAAGUGUGGACGAAAUGAGUCCCGCCCACGCCUUGACUCCCACUUUAAACGUAACGUUGUGGUCAUUUGCAGCGUGAACAUCGCCAGCUCUUUGUGCAAAGACCGAGUCCAACAGGAAGUUCUGUCGUCCUGAAGAGCACGGAGCAGUUUCCUGUGAACAGAAAGAGUCUUCACGAUGUCUCGGAUAAUCAGACCCUUUAAACAGUACUCAGGUUAGCAUUCGAACAGUGAACGGAUGAGGAAUCCUUCAAACAUCAAAUGAAGUAACUUUAAGAGACAGAGAUGAACCGAGGAGAAGCGAAGAUGGACCUGAUUCUGAUAAAUCACGUGCUGUUUCAUGUAAACUUUAGUCUAAGAGCGUCUUUUAGUCUUUUUCUGUAAAUCCUGGACUCCUCUCACCUGCAACACGCUCGUUGCUGCACCUUUUUGGAGGAAGACAAGCCGGUUGAGCAGCUACAAGGUGGCAUCAGAAUACAAAUAGGACAAAACGUUUGGUUUAUUAUGCUUUCUGCAUCAAAUCUCAGGAAACACUGAUACUCUAAAGCACAGGUGUCAGACUCCAGUCCUCGAAGGCCGCCGUCCCACACGUUUUAGUGUUUUCCCACUUUCAAUACACCUGAUUUCAAUCAGCAGGUGAUUAACAGGCGUCUGGAGAGCCUGAUGAGCUGCUGCACAGGUGAAUUCAAUUCAGUUCAAUUAAAUUUUAUUUAUAAAGCGCCAAAUCACGACAAGAGUCGUCUCAAGGCACUUCACAUAAUAAACAUUCCAGUUCAGGUCAGUUCAUUAAGCCAAUCAGAAAUAAUGUUUCCUAUAUAAGGAACCCAGCAAACUGCAUCAAGUCACUGACUAGUGUCUUGACUAGUGUCUAGUGUCAGUGACUAUACAGCAAUCCUCAUACUAAGCAAGCAUGCAGCGACAGUGGAGAGGAAAACUCCCUUUUAACAGGAAGAAACCUCCAGAGAAUCCUGGCUCAGUAUAAGCAGCCAUCCUCCACGACUCACUGAAUGAACUGUGUUGGAACAGGGAAACAACAAAAAGAUGCAGUAUAGCGGCCCUCGAGGACGACGCUGACGCCGCUGCUCUAAAGUUAAAAGAUGGCGGGGUGUGGUACGUGUAGGUAGUACUGGUACUUAUGUACAAUCACUAAAGUAAUAAGAGUAAUAAGUACCAGAUGAUGAUAAGUUAAACUAUAAGGGAAAACUAACUGAAGCCAUGAUGGCUGAUUCACGGACGUGCUUAGAGAAGCCCCGCCUACUCACCGGGUUAGUCGUUGGGUUUUUUAGGCUUCAAAUAACUGAUCACAAUAAAAUGUGUUAGAAUCAAAGAGCCAGUCUGAUCCCCAAGCAGAAACAUGACAGCUACACGAGUCAACACCUACAAAUAUUACACACAGUUUGAUUUUAUUUAAAAAAGCAUCUCAUUCAUUUCAGUGAGGGAGGCGGGGCUUAGAACAUGCACUGAAUCCAGCCACUAGGGGGCGUUUGGUCCUUCUUGUCUCAUCAGAUUCGUAGAUUCUUACCUGUUGGCAAAUAAAACGAGGUUUUGUUUAAAGAACAAACUGAAAUGAAAGAUAAAUGUCGACACGAAUGUCAUCUUUCAGACGUUGUUCGUGUAAAAAUCAGGAGUUUGUCUGUAAAUCUCUAAGUUCAGGUUAAGUUCAUUUGAACUCAAAAUUCAAUAUUUUCAUUAACACAAAACUUCUUAACCACUUAAAGGUGUAAGAUUAACAUUUAGAAAACAACCUAAAUUAAUAAGUUAUAACCUUUUAAUUACAUUUAAUAUUUUACCUGAUUGUUAUCAGGCUCUCAUUCAUCUCGUACAUCUGUGACCACGAAGGAACGUUUAAACGGUUCUCAACCACAAAACUAAAGCAUAGCCUAAUGAGCUUUCAUCGUUCGGACCUCCUAACCUCAACGAAACAGCGGAUUCACAACCAGAGUUUACAUGUAGGUGGAGCCUUAUCUGCUGCCCCUCCCCUACAUGAUAAACCCCGCCUCCUACUGUAAGCCCCACCCUUGUGUCUUCUGCUACAAAACAAACAUAAGAAAGCUACUAGGCGUGACUCUGGAUGUUCGUGUUCUACGCUGAUCGUUCUGGUUGUCUGUCCUUCCUGCUUUUUACUUGUAAGCUUUUGCAAAUUCUGACUGUUUGAUGUUGUUUCUGUGUAAAAUUAGAGUUUGUGACAUAAAUAAAUCGGUGUUGUGAAUUACAGCA
This is a messenger RNA of Nothobranchius furzeri (turquoise killifish), 6878 nucleotides long. RefSeq names its product leucine-rich repeat-containing G-protein coupled receptor 5. Gene Ontology annotation, molecular function: protein binding; G protein-coupled peptide receptor activity. Gene Ontology annotation, biological process: adenylate cyclase-activating G protein-coupled receptor signaling pathway; hormone-mediated signaling pathway; activation of adenylate cyclase activity. The record is from RefSeq and is a predicted model, not a curated record. Gene Ontology annotation, cellular component: plasma membrane. Lineage: Eukaryota; Metazoa; Chordata; Actinopteri; Cyprinodontiformes; Nothobranchiidae.